CCUCUACCCUCCCUACUGCACUUAGAUACUCUCCAGGCUGUCAGUGGACAUAAAGUUGUUAAGAAGAAGAGCUGCAGCCUCUCAGCAUCAGCACCCAUCAGCACCAGACGUCAACCCCUCUGCUCUGCUCUCCUCUCCGUCCACUGCGGAACAUCGGCCUGUUUUCCUCCCAUCACUCCUCCAGCGGCAGACCCAGCUCGCCAUGGACAACACCGGCAAAGAGAAGGAGGCCAUGCAGCUGAUGGCUGAAGCCGACAAAAAGGUCAAAGCGUCUGGAUCCUUCCUCGGAGGGAUGUUCGGGGGAAACCAUAAGGUGGAGGAUGCCUGUGAAAUGUACGCCAGAGCAGCCAACAUGUUUAAGAUGGCAAAGAACUGGAGUGCUGCGGGGAAUGCUUUCUGUCAGGCCGCUCGGCUCCACAUGCAGCUCCAAAACAAACUGGACUCUGCCACCAGCUUCGUCGAUGCCGGCAACGCCUACAAGAAGGCCGACCCACAGGAGGCCAUCAACUGUCUAAAUCAGGCCAUUGACAUCUACACUGACAUGGGUCGGUUUACCAUCGCAGCCAAACAUCACAUCACUAUAGCGGAGGUUUAUGAGGCUGAGCUGGUUGAUAUUGAAAAGGCCAUUGCUCACUAUGAGCAGGCAGCAGACUACUACAAGGGAGAAGAAUCUAACAGCUCAGCCAACAAAUGUCUUCUCAAGGUCGGACACUACAGCGCUCAGCUGGAGCAGUACCAGAAAGCUAUUGAGAUUUAUGAACAGGUUGCUAUGAGCACCAUGGACAAUCCUCUGUUGAAGUACAAUGCUAAAGAGUAUUUCUUCAAGGCUUCACUGUGCCACUUCAUAGUGGACGAACUGAACGCCAAGCUGGCCAUAGAGAAAUAUGAGGAGAUGUUUCCAGCCUUCUCAGACUCCAGAGAGCUCAAACUGUUAAAGAAACUUCUAGAAGCCCAUGAGGAGCAGAACUGCGAGGCGUUCACGGAGGCCGUCAAGGACUACGACUCGGUGUCUCGUCUGGACCAGUGGUUGACCACGAUGCUGCUCCGCAUCAAAAAGACCAUCCAGGGAGACGCAGGGGACCUGAAAUAG
This is a messenger RNA of Micropterus dolomieu (smallmouth bass), 1090 nucleotides long. RefSeq names its product N-ethylmaleimide-sensitive factor attachment protein, beta a (gene napba). The coding region runs from base 203 to 1090 and encodes 295 amino acids. The transcript has 11 exons. Gene Ontology annotation, molecular function: syntaxin binding; soluble NSF attachment protein activity. Gene Ontology annotation, cellular component: synaptobrevin 2-SNAP-25-syntaxin-1a complex; vacuolar membrane; terminal bouton. The record is from RefSeq and is a predicted model, not a curated record. Lineage: Eukaryota; Metazoa; Chordata; Actinopteri; Centrarchiformes; Centrarchidae. Gene Ontology annotation, biological process: SNARE complex disassembly; synaptic transmission, glutamatergic; regulation of synaptic vesicle priming.